Molecule: messenger RNA, 2506 nt
Organism: Tachysurus vachellii
Lineage: Eukaryota; Metazoa; Chordata; Actinopteri; Siluriformes; Bagridae
Exons: 2
Coding region: 1321-2142 (273 amino acids)
Source: RefSeq, a predicted model, not a curated record
UAUUGUUCCAGACGACUCAAGUUCAGAAACAAGGUACGCUCAAAUUGAGAAGGAAUGCCUUGCAGGCAUAUGGGUGUGCGAAAAGUUCUACAAAUACCUAGUAGGUAUGGACACAUUCAAACUGAUCACUGAUCAUAAGCCGCUAAUACCGCUAAUCAAUAGUAAAGACUUGGACACUGUGCCAGUGAGAUGUCAGACGAGACUUAAUGUAAAAGCGGAGUAUGCUCCUGGCAAAACCUUGGUCAUUGCGGAUGCAUUAUCACACAGUCCAUUAAAUGUCACAGAGGACUUCUUGACAGCCGACGUGAGUUGUCAUGUGAAUGCAGUCAUCAAAGGUUUUCCGGUAUCACAGCGGAAGCUGACAGAAAUAAAAACAGAGACACAAAAGAAUGAACAGUUACUGAUUGUGGAGAAAUUUGUAAAAGACGGAUGGCCAGAAUAUACAAAAAGCAUCCCUAACAGCAUACAGUGUUUUUACAAAUGGAAGAGUUUCUUAUCAGUGAGUGAUGGACUGUUAGUGCUUGGGAAUCGCAUAGUCAUUCCUAAAGUAAUGAGACAUGAGGUCCUUAACAGAAUUCACGAGGGACACCAAGGAUUAUCGAAAUGCAGGGCAAGGGAUAAAGAGACUGUGUGGUGGCCUGGGAUUUCUGAAGAUCUCAGGAAGAGGAUAGACACAUGCAAAUUUUGCAUUGAGCAUAAACGUACACAACACAAACAACCACUACAGCCUACCCCAUUGCCAGAAAGGCCAUGGCAGUGAAUAGCCAUAGACUUGUGUAUGCAUCAGGGAAAACAAUACCUGGUGGUGUCUGACUAUUAUUAUUGGAAAUCCUUCUGUUACAUACCACAACAUCAGAGCACAUUGUACUGAAACUUAAAGCUUUGUUUGCGAGGUUAGGCAUACCCGAACAAAUCGUUAGUGACAAUGGACCACAGUUCACCAGUGAAGUUUGGAGAAACUUGUGUGUUAUGUAUGACAUGCAGCACAUUACUUCUAGCCCACACAAUCCACAAGGAAACGGACAUGCGGAACGGGCAGUACAGACAGCAAAACACAUAUUGAAGCAGGAUGAUCCGCUACUCUACCUACCCUACAGAAAAACCUCAGACCAAAGUGGCCAAACAGAGCUAAGGUGAAAGAGAAUGACAAAACAGCAAAAGAAAAUCAAGCAUACUAUUUUAACAGGCGACACGGUGUGAAAGACUUACCUGUUUUGAAACCUGGGGAUUCCGUGAUGAAGUUGGAUGAGGAAUCUAAAUGGAAAGGACCAGCGACAGUGAUGGCAGAGAGCACCACUCCGAGAUCUUAUGUAGUCGUUGAUGAGAAAGAGGGGAGAGAGGAGAAACCGCAGGCAUAUUCAGUUAUUGCCUGAAGAAGUUCCAGAAAAGACUGAAAUAAUGACAAGUUCAGACCAGACACACACAAGAUCUCUGGAGCUGUGUAAAGUCCCCUCCUGCUUUAAACUCUCCACAAUCGUCCCAUUCCCCAAGAAACCCUCCAUCACUGGACUAAAUGACUACAGGCCUGUCGCUCUGACAUCUGUUGUCAUGAAGACAGUUGCCUUUGAACAGCUGGUAUUGGCCCACCUAAAGUCUGUCACAGAACAGAUGCUGGAUCCCCUACAAUUUGCCUACCAUGUAAACAGUUCAGUGGAGGACGCAGUCAACAUUGGACUGCACUACAUUCUGCAACACCUGGACUGCCCAGGGACAUACGCCCGGAUUCUGUUUGUUGACUUUAGUUCGGCUUUUAAUACAAUAAUUCCGGAAAUUCUUCACUCCAAACUCCUAAAGCUCACUAUACCCCCUUCCAGUCAGUUACGUCAGUGGAUCACCAGCUUCCUGACAGACAGGAAACAACAGGUGAGACUCCAACAGCCUGGUGUCAUCUGUGGAGGCCUUCAAGUUUCUGGGUACUACCAUUUCCCAAGACCUGAAUUGGGAGUGCAACAUAAACUCUAUCAUCAAAAAGGCCCAGCAGAGGAUGUACUUUCUACGUCAAUUAAGGAAGUAUGGUCUGCCACAGGAGAUGUUGAUGCUGUUCUACACUGCAGUCAUAGAAUCUGUCCUGUGCACAUCCAUCACCAUCUGGUUUGGUGCAGCAACAAAACAGGACAGAAACAGACUGCAACACACGGUUAGAACAGCAGAAAAAAUAAUUGGCGCCCCCCCUGCCCACUCUCCAGGACUUGUACGACACAAGAACCAGAAACCGGGCAGGGAAAAUCACUACUGACCCUUCGCACCCUGGACACAACCUCUUUCAGCUCCUCCCUUCUGGCAGGCGCUACAGAGCUUUGUUUACUAAAACUGCCAGACACAGGAACAGUUUCUUUCCCCAGGCAAUCACCCUGAUCAACAACUCACCAUAAUUAUAUUCACUGCUUCUUAUCAUAAGUACUGCAUUAUCAGGACUGUCAAUCAUCACAUCAUCUGUAUAUAUUACACACACUACUGCUGCUAUAUAUUGCACAAAAAGCAUAUUGCACAAUAUUCUUAUUUGCAC